GCCCAACAUUUUACCAGAAAAAGUCUGAGUGGCUUUAGAUACUUCAACCGUCGCGUCGUCGGGAAGUCUGGGCUUCCCUGCUGAAGCUGCUGCGCCCGCGACCCGGCAACGGAUAAGCGGGAGAAGACGAAGACAUUUGUUGCAGUUGCAAGCGCUGAAAGCUAGACAUGCAAACCUGGACCAGGUCUUACACUAAACUGCAACACUUUGAGGGUUUCAGUUCCCUUCAAAAGUACCAGUAACGUAAACACAAAUGGUGAUGAGCCUGCGGGUGUCGGAGCUGCAGGUUCUGCUGGGCUACGCUGGGCGCAACAAGCACGGACGCAAGCACGAGCUGCUGACCAAGGCGCUACAUCUGCUGAAGGCCGGCUGCAGCCCCGCUGUGCACAUGAAGAUCAAAGAGCUGUAUCGACGGCGCUUCCCUGCCAAAAUGGUAUCCCACACAGAGCUGGCCAUGCCCGGACCACAUCACCCGGCCACAGCUGGAAUGGUCGGAGGAGGGGGUGCCGCACUGCCUGCUGGCCUGACACAGCUGGCGUAUGAGGGUCAUGCCGGUCACGGUGGCGCCCCAUCGCCCGCUGCCUUAUUGCCCCUCUCAUUGCUCGGCCCUGGGAAACACGAGUUGACCGGGCUGACGCACCACCUGUCCAACUCGGCCACGCUGCACCCGGUCCACCCAGAUGUCAAGCUCCAGAGGCUGCCCUUCUAUGACAUGCUGGACGAGCUCAUCAAGCCAACCAGUCUAGCGUCAGACAACAGCCAGCGGUUUCAGGAGACAUGUUUCGCCUUUGCAUUAACGCCACAGCAAGUCCAGCAGAUCAGCAGCUCGAUGGACAUCUCGGGGACCAAAUGUGACUUCUCAGUUCAAGUUCAGUUGCGGUUUUGCCUGUCGGAGACGAGCUGUCCUCAGGAAGACCAUUUUCCACCUAAUCUCUGUGUGAAAGUCAACGGGAAGCCAUGUAACCUGCCGGGGUAUCUUCCUCCAACCAAAAACGGCGUAGAGCCCAAGCGGCCCAGCCGCCCCAUCAACAUUACCUCACUGGUCAGAUUGUCCACCACAGUCCCCAAUACCAUUGUGGUGUCGUGGACCGCCGAGAUCGGAAGGAGUUACUCCAUGGCAGUGUACUUGGUGAAGCAGCAAUCAUCCACAGUGCUGUUACAGAGACUACGGGCAAAAGGCAUCAGAAACCCAGACCACUCCAGGGCACUCAUCAAAGAGAAACUAACAGCGGACCCAGACAGUGAAAUAGCCACGACCAGCCUCCGAGUGUCCCUGCUCUGCCCGCUGGGGAAGAUGCGGCUGAUGAUCCCAUGCCGGGCGCUGACAUGCUCCCACCUGCAGUGCUUUGACGCCACGCUCUACAUCCAGAUGAACGAGAAGAAGCCCACCUGGGUGUGUCCUGUCUGCGACAAGAAGGCCCCCUAUGAACACCUCAUCAUCGACGGGCUUUUCGUGGAGAUCCUCAACAGCUGCAUGGACUGUGAUGAGAUCCAGUUCAAGGAGGAUGGCAGUUGGGCCCCGAUGAGGUCUAAGAAGGAAGUGCAGGAGGUCUCCGCUGCUUCCUAUAACAACGGGCUGGAUGGUUCGUGUCGGACGUCUGCGGGCUCAGAUCAGCGGAGCUCCUCGUCGUCCAGCCACGGUGGCAGCGACGGCAGCAACGGCAAGAAAGUGGAGGUGAUCGACUUGACACUUGACAGCUCCUCAGACGACGAAGGGCAGGAUUCACCGCCUCCGCCGCAGCCACCGCUGCCUCCUCCACCCAAAAGAGCAUGUCCCUCUAUGUCGCCGACCUCGCCGCCUGUCAUCAACAAAGGAGUGUUGAACCUGCAUCACCAGGCCUCUCCUGUGAGUCGUACUCCCAGCAUGCCAGCUGUGGACACCAGCUACAUCCCUCCGGUCCCCCCACUGAUCCAGGACUAUAGACCUUAUUACCACACCCCCAACGACCUGUCAGAGUUGAACUUCUUCUCUUUUCUUCAAGGAGACAAUCAUCAGCAUUACAACAUGGUGAUGGCAGCAGCGGCCGCCGCCUCGGACGACCACGAGCUGCUUCUCAACCGCUUCCUGCCCUACAGCACCUCCUCCUCUUCCUCCCAGCUGUUCCUCGACCAAUCGGGAGCCUCCUCGGCCACCUCGCUGACCGCGCCGACCAAUGGGGCGAGCAACUCGGGCAGCACCAGCAGCCUGGUGUCGUCCAGCAGCCUCCGUGACACCCACUCCACACACUCGUCUUCACACUCGGGCUCACACUCGUCACACGCACACCCCGGGGUCGUGGCCAGCCGGAGCAGCACUGAAGCAGCGGUGGCAGCUAUUUACGGUGGGAUACCUGACGUUAUAUCGUUGGACUGACUAAAGAAGAGUCGAGACUACCCUUUGGGUCCAGCUACGAUCCAGUGACAAACUUUUCGACUGUAGGGUAAAGUUUUGAUCCAGAGACUAGACUGGUAAAGACAAGACUGCCUCAAGAAGAGCACUAAUGUUAUGACGGUUCCCUUCACUAGACUGACCUGAGAACCAAUAGUGAGUCAUCAUUGAAAGGGGUCGGCUGUGGACGUCGUGUUGGCGGUACUGACGUCAGAUCAGACACCUGUCCGGCAUGUGAACCCUUGUUACUGUUUUUACUGGUAUCAACCCGGCACAAACGGCGAAGACGCUACCUGAGCAAAAACACAAAGGAGGAAGGCUUUUUUUUACAAAAACGAGGAGUGGCACCGUGUACAGAGAACAAAAUAUAUUUUCCUCUUUUACUUUUGUAUGUUAAAUCGGGACAUUUUCAGUCUUGUGAGCUGCUUCGAUGUUUGCUGUUUUUAAGUGGAGGACAAGAGGUUUGUUUCGUUUUGUUUUGUUUCACAUUACACACACGCCUGUUGCCAUGUGAUUAUUCUUUUUUCUUCUCUUUUCGCUCUAUCCUGCCUAAAUUUCCUAAAUAUGAAUUCUCCUUUUUAUCUUUCUCUCUUGCUUGAGCUCAUUUUUAAAUUGCAUUAAUUUCUCUAUCCAAUGACAAGAACUUUUCAGACACUGAAUUUACAGUUUAUUCAUGUACUAAUAAUUUUAUUAUGCUUUUAAGUUAUGUAUGAUAUUUAAACAGUUAUAAAUAUAUAUAUAUAAAUAUAAAUAUAUAUAUGCAUUCCCUCUGACCUUCAGGUUAACGCUGUGGGGAGUGUGUUGGUGGAAAUUAGCCAUUUCUGGUUUUUCGUUUUCACUCCUUGGUUUCCAACUCCUCCUAAAGACUCUGCCGGCAUACAGCAUUUAGAAAUGGAGACUAUUUAUACUUGCCAAUUUAGAGUUUUCAGCUGGAAGAGUUGUUUUUUUUAUUUUUAUUUUUGUUUUAUUUUAUUGUUUGUUUGUUUUUUGCGAAAUGCCAAAAAUAACAUACGGUACCUAUGAAAAUGAUCACAAUAAUCAGAGUGCAGUUGAAUCUAUGUGCCACAGUGUUUUCGGUCCACUUUUCAGUUUCAGCUGGUGGUUAGUGAGACGCUCUGUCCUUUCUGUCUUUCGUCUUCUCAGUUUCAACGUUUUGUGCUCGACCGUUUAAAAAAAGAAAAGAAGAAAGAAUCCCAGUGAAGGUCAAGCUGUCGUCGCAGCUUGUUGUAGCUUUUCAAAUAAAACAGGCGUCCGCGACAUGCGACCGCGUUUAAACUUAGUGCCUGUUUGUGUGCAUGCUUCACGGUGUGUUCGCAGGGUGGAGUUUUCAAACCCAAAAUGAAUGUCUUAAAUGGUCACACGUAAACCUCUGUCCCAUCUCUGUGGAAGACUCGAGUUGCGACUGAUAUCUCUGACGGUCGAGGCAUUAUCUUUGGUAAGACAUUUCAGUGCCGCAGUGAAAGAGGGGAGAUCUAAACACUUAAACUUGGGCACAAAGCCAGCUGGUUUAAAAAAUACACGACCUGUCUGUAACUUAAAAACCCAACAAGAGAGUCGGCAUACGAUGUGGACGUGUCAAAACGAGGUGGAGGUUUCGGGAAUACCUCGAUUCAGCUGCUCAUGAAUGUAUUGUACAAAGAUUGGAGACACUUUUGCUUCCAUUUCACUCAUCAACAGUGUCGUUUGGUCACGUUACUGGUGACUUACAGUAGCCCCGGUACUCCCUCCUACAGCUGGUGUCUCCUUGAAACUUUCCCCUCUUAUCAGUCUCUCCUCGAUGUUCCACUUCCAGACGUCCGAGACAGGCAGCUCACUUUAAAGCCUCAUUAUCCCCACCAUGAUGAGAUAACCACGUCUGACAGCAAACCCCCAUCACCUGACAUCCACCGUCCUGUCCUUCAGCAGCUAACUGGGAGAACCUAAAAUGACCCCCAGCCAUCUCCACCCCUCCUUCCCAUCCUUGCUCCCUGUUGGCAUCUUCAACUUUAUUCCCUGUUCUUCUCACGGGAACCAACCCCGGCUCUCAAUCUGACAGCCGGAACAAGUCUUUUGUGUAUUUUCCUGUGUUGUGCAGUAUUUUAUUUAUUUUGUAUUCUUAUUUCUAUAUAUUAUAUUUUUACAAACUGUUUGAUUUUCAUGCGUGAGUGUGUGAGAGAGUUCACUGUCACUCUGGGAGCUGUUGCGAUAUGAUUUUAUUUAAUAUGAAUUUUAUUAUUCUUUCUGGUCUUAUUAUUUCACACAAGGGUACCAUUUAGUUAUUCAUCCUGAAGAUACCCGCGUGACACACACUUUUAAUAACGGCACAACAACACAUGCUUAAUUAAUACGUGCAUGACUCAUGAUGGCUUGAUGUGUGAAUUCAUUCAGGAUGAAUUCCUGUUGCUCACCAUGAAGAAAUGAUCGGUCAACACGUAAUGGGUCAUCGAUUACUUUUUAACAAACAUGACGUGUUGCUGCAACCCAACAACAACAGAAACAACCUCCAGGAACAUUUUUAUCAACUAACAGACGGAUUAGCAUGAUGUUUUUCGACUCUUUUCCUUUCUACUUUACCUCCUGACUUUAGUCAUUGCCCUGUGUUUUAAAAAAAACACAGAAAACAUGCCCUCGUGGACGCCCCAAUAGUAGAUAAACAUGAUAAACUUCCCUCUAGAGUCAUAACUAAGACAAAAAAUAAAUAAACUGGUUACAUAGUUAAUUAGUUCCUCAGGUUACAGAAGUGCAGUAGUUAUACUCACUUAAUAACUUCGUGCCCUAUUACAUAGCUGGUUUUUAUUUUUUCGCCCCUGUCCCUCAAACUGCACGAGUCCACCACUGCCUCAUGGCUAAAUGAACAGUUUUACUCACAUGUCACAUAUGAUUUGGGUUUUAGUAUAAAAUUCUCUUCCUUGCCACACUGAACUUCUCUUAAACAAACAAAAAACAUAGAAACUGUAUUAAAAACGACUCACUUGCUAGCUUAUAAAUGUGAUAUAAACAAAGACAAUCGGGUCGUGCAGCGACAUGCAGAUGUUUACAUCUGACCGUGCCUUUAAAAACAGCCUCAGCUGUAAAUAGAGAAAAAAUUCCAAUGAUAACAUAAACAAACCCACUCAAUUAGUUAAAAAUACUCAGUGAAAAAUAAGGCUGCUUUCCUCCAUACGUAUCUGGAUUCCAGCUAAUUUGGUGGCUUAUGAAUGAAUGUAUGGAGUAAGUGAUGCUCCAUUAAGUUUUAAACAAUCACAUAAACCCACAGUGACUUGAUCAUUUCUUAAUAAAGAGCAACAGGAAGUCAUCGCAUCACGGUUCAUGCAUCAGUUAAACAUCACAUCAGCACGCGUGUGUGUUUGUACCUUUUAUUGUGGAAGUGUUACCCUGACUUGUUGUACCGAUGAAGAUGCUGAUCCUCGAGUUUCUGUCUUGUUGGUUUGAAUAUUAAUCACCGGCAUUCGGAUGCUUAAUAAGGUGGUCACCGUUAAUAAAUGCAUUUGAUCACAAUUUAAUUUAACGCUUGUUGGGAGACAGUGCUGCAGAUUAACGCGCACGAUGUGAGAGAGGCCGGGUGUGUUUCUGUUUUAGUGCUCUACAUACUCAGAGGGGGUCUACACGGGACCAGACUCCCCUCCCUCCCAACCUGUUUCAUAACGUUCAGCGUCCACAGCUCCAUCAUGUGGCUCACAAUUGUUAAGUUUUCAGAGGGAGAAGCAGUUAUUGUCGAGCUCUUUCUUUUAGUCACUCUAACAAAUUGAUUUUGUUGUUGUUAGAAAAUGCCAGAUUGCAUGCAGGGACGGUGAAGCACGGGGCUUUAUCCAUCUCAAGUCCACCUUUCCAAUUUCAUUCACACACAGGUGUGAACACGUGCGUUGUGUAUUCACAGCAGCCGUUUGUAUUCCCUGGUUUGAACUCUGUGUGGAAACUAGGCCAAGUCCAACAUCUGCACGGAGGAAAGUGAACGAAAUAAGGCCACUAUUACCAGUAGUCACUCUUUACUGUGUUUUUGAAAAAUCUCCACAGGCAACCUCAACAAAGCAGCUUAAACCUUUGGUUGCCAUGAUGUCUCAACCUUAGAUAAAAGGGAAAAAGUCAACAAUAUGUAUAAUAUGUCUGUAUGGAAACCUGAAAACUGAGAGUUCAGAUCCAAAUGUGAGUGUUUGAUGUCCGUUUGUAUGCUUUUUGUGUGUCGAUUCAGAGCGAGAGAAUAAAUUAAUUUAUAUAUUUUUUAGAAAAUGAAAGCUGUACUAUUAUUAUUGUUAUUAAAAAAAAAAAAGGACUGUGGCCAAUAAAAAAAGAGUCUUACACAACAGAAAUAAUCGCAAAGUCAGACUCGAGUCGACAUCUGCACUCACUGCCUUAAAACAUUCACAGGUUCUGUUUCACGGCUCCAAUCCGAGAAAAAUCUAAAAAAGGCUUUUCAAAGAGGGCAAGGAGAAGAGACGGUGUACAGUAGACCCUUGUCAGUUUGUACAAAUAUACUAAGUGAAAAAAAAAUAUUUAUUACCUGCAUUGGAAGAAAUUGUUUACUUAUUGAAUGUUACCUGUUUAUGUAGAAAAGUUUAGAUGUAAUAAAAUGCAUUCUGUUA
This is a messenger RNA of Larimichthys crocea (large yellow croaker), 6927 nucleotides long. RefSeq names its product E3 SUMO-protein ligase PIAS1. Gene Ontology annotation, cellular component: chromatin. Gene Ontology annotation, biological process: regulation of transcription by RNA polymerase II; protein sumoylation. Bases 254 to 2353 code for a protein of 699 amino acids. The record is from RefSeq and is a predicted model, not a curated record. Lineage: Eukaryota; Metazoa; Chordata; Actinopteri; Sciaenidae. Gene Ontology annotation, molecular function: SUMO ligase activity; zinc ion binding; transcription coregulator activity. The transcript is spliced from 13 exons.